Molecule: messenger RNA, 2742 nt
Organism: Zeugodacus cucurbitae (melon fly)
Lineage: Eukaryota; Metazoa; Arthropoda; Insecta; Diptera; Tephritidae
Product: embryonic polarity protein dorsal
Exons: 1
Coding region: 109-2622 (837 amino acids)
Biological process (GO): cellular response to stress; inflammatory response; canonical NF-kappaB signal transduction
Cellular component (GO): cytoplasm
Molecular function (GO): DNA binding; DNA-binding transcription factor activity
Source: RefSeq, a predicted model, not a curated record
AGAGGCACAAGUUGUCAAAACAAGAUCAACUACAGCGUAGAGAGAGUGACAAGUAUUAAAAUGCUAGAGUUCUAACACAAAUAAAUUUUAAUUAAAAUAAAAAUAGAAAUGGAUUCAUAUAUCUGCAUGAAUCAAUUUAACGAUUUUAUGGAUCAAAUAAGUCCGAGCAUGUCGCUGAUGGAACAAUUUAACCUGGUACAACGGCAAAAUCCGCCAACUGCUGAACCCCCGCAACAAAAAUCAAAGCCAAAGCAAAAACCAAAACCGGUCCAAACAAAAACAUCAGCCGCGCUUAAAAAACAAUUAGCUGAACCGAAUAGAAAGUAUGCAAACGCGUAUGUGAAAAUUGUAGAGCAACCGGCGAGUAAAGCGGUAAGAUUUCGGUAUGAGUGUGAGGGGCGUUCAGCCGGUUCCAUACCGGGUGUCAAUUCGACGCUGGAAACGCGUACUUAUCCCACAAUCGAAAUUGUUGGCUACAAGGGGCGCUCGGUGUGCGUCGUUUCUUGUGUGACCAAGGAUCCACCAUUUAAACCGCAUCCACACAAUUUAGUUGGCAAAGAGGGCUGUAAACAUGGUGUAUAUACAUUUAGUGUUAACGAGGAGACUAUGCGUGGGGAGCUCUGUAAUCUGGGGAUACAGUGUGUGAAGAAGAAAGACAUUGAAGCCUCACUGAAGGCACGUAAAGACAUACGCGUUGAUCCCUUUAAAACUGGCUUCUCACACGCUAUGAUGCCGGGUACUUUAAAUAUUAAUGCGGUUCGUUUGUGUUUCCAAGUGUUCAUCCAGGGCGAAAAUGGACAUUUUACGGUGCCACUGAAACCCGUCGUCUCCGAGCCGAUUUAUGACAAGAAGUCGAAGUUAGACCUUGUCAUUAUUCAGAUGUGCAGUUCGGCGACGGUGUUGGGCAACACGCAUAUUAUGUUGCUCUGCGAGAAGGUGGCGAAAGAAGAUAUUGCGGUACGAUUUUUCGAGGAGAAGAAUGGUGUUGUCGUUUGGCAAGCUUAUGGCGACUUUUUAUCCUCGGAUGUGCAUAAACAGACCUCGAUUAGAUUGAAGACACCUAAAUAUCAUAAAACCGAUAUUACAGAGCCCGUACAGGUAUUGGUACAACUACUAAGACCUUCCGAUGGUGCUGUUAGUGAGCCUUGGGAAUUCAAAUAUGAGCCAAUCGAUUCGGAUGAAGUGCUGUUAAAGCGUAAAUGUAGACGCAUCGGCCUCACUAUGGCCUCGCUGCAAGCUGAAGAGAACCAGACGAACAGUGAACGUAUUGGUUGUAUUAUGAAGAGUUGGGAUGCUACCAAUAAACCGGCACAAGAUACCAUUAUGAAGGAUGAAACACCUACACAUUUGGAUAUGUUCUAUGCUUCUAGUGAGAUGACACCAUCGCCAGAGCCAUUAUCGCCAAUAACAAUAACGAACAGCAGCGAUUCAUCGACAUCGCCUUCGCCUUACGGCAAGGUUACAGAGAUACUUAACUUGGAAACUGGUGCGGUGGACGUUCAUGAAACUCUCAAUGUUGAGACAACUCCCUCCACACUGGAGAAUAAUGUUGAGAGUCAGGUUUAUACGGGUGACCAACAGCCGCAACAACAACAACACAAUCUGGAUCAGCUGCUGCUGUCGGAACUAAAUCCGAUACAACCACCAGUAGUACAGCAAUUGACGCAACAGCAACAACAACAUCAAUCACUCCCGUUACAGUUGCAAGUGCAGCAAAAACAGCAAUUGCCUCAAUCGUUACAUCAAACGCAACAACAGCAACAGACACAACAACCACUCCAUCCACAUCCACAACAGAUGCCCAUGCAACUACAACAGGUUCAACAGCAACCUUUAUUACAACAAAAAUUGCAUAUGCCGCAGCAUCGCCAGCAGCCGCAACAACAACUACAUCCACAGCCGCAACCGAUUUCAAUGCAACAACAACAGGUGUCACAUCAAUCGCAAUUACAGCAACAACUACAGGUUCCGCAGCCACCACAAAUGCUACAACAAACACAUAUGUCACAGCAGCAGCAGCAACCACAACUGAUGCCAUUGCAACAACAACAACAACAGUUAAACCCACAACACUUUUCACAGCAACACCAACUGCCAUAUCAACCUCAACAUCCGCAACAACUACCGCUUCUUGGCAACAGCGAUAUGAUGAACUGGGAAGAGAAAUUCGCUAGCGUUUUGGCCUUUGCUGCGGCAGCGCUUAGCAGCAAUCCAUUCAACUUGCAACAUUUCCUCACUGCCACCGCAAACAGCAUGACACAGAGUGGUCAAUGGAAUUUCCCCUUUAGCAAUAUGCAGCAACAACCGCUGGCACCCCCUCAACAACAACAACAAUAUUUAUCACCUCAACAACUUCAACCAGCAGAACAACAAGAGGAUUUGUCCAAAACACAAUUCCAACAACAAUCCAACGUCACCGCAAGCAGCAACGACGAUACUUUGGUGGGCGACGACGAUGCGAAUAACGCCAGUGUUUCUCAGCCUGGUGAGGAGGCCUCCACCAUCAGCCACUUGUUGAAUUUGGACAGCGAUCAAUUGGUGCAGAUCAGUUGUGAUGACACGCUACUCGGUCACGCUAUCAAUGAUGAAUUGGAGAUCGCGUCUUUGACCAUAUCGGUGUAGCCGCUUAAAGUUCGAAAAUAUAUUUAUCUCUUAGUCUCAUUAACGUUGAAAAUGUAAAGUUAGGUGAUUUCUUUUCUCAGAAUAUAUACAAUAAUAUCAAAUAAAAAUGCAAAUAAUUUA